Gallus gallus (chicken) is the source of this 2712-nucleotide messenger RNA. RefSeq names its product arf-GAP with coiled-coil, ANK repeat and PH domain-containing protein 1-like (gene ACAP1). Gene Ontology annotation, cellular component: cytoplasm. Gene Ontology annotation, molecular function: GTPase activator activity; protein binding. The transcript is spliced from 22 exons. The record is from RefSeq and is a predicted model, not a curated record. Lineage: Eukaryota; Metazoa; Chordata; Aves; Galliformes; Phasianidae. Bases 494 to 2629 code for a protein of 711 amino acids.
AAUGAUGGGGGCGGGGCCUGGCGGCUCCCGCGCUCCCCGGCAGCGCCAGCCGCAGCCCGGCACGGCGCGGCCCCCCCGGAACCCCAUUUCUGGGGUCCCCCCCGAAACCCCCCUUUUUGGGACCCCCUUUUUGGGGACCCCAUUUCGGGACCCUUCCUUUAAGAUUUCUCCUUCUGGGACCCCCAUUUUUGGGGACCUCCCCUUAAAUCUCCCCCUUCCCCUCCUCCCUCCCUUUUGGGUCCCCUUUUUGAGACCCCCCCCCCCUCCCCCCACUUUUUGGAAGCCCCCUUUUAGGAUCUCAGUUUGAGUCAUUUUCCCCUCCCCCCUUCCCCCCCCACCCCCCCUUGGAGUCCCUUCUUUUUGGGGUCCUCCCCAUUUUCAGGUCCCCUUAUUGACCCUCCCCCCCUUCUCCCCCCCAUUUUGAGACCCCCUUUUAGUAAGAUUUUGGGGGACCCCAUUUUUGGGGUCCUCCCCCCAGGACCCCCACACCACCAUGACGGUGAAGUUGGACUUCGAGGAGUGCCUGCGGGAUUCACCCUGGUUCAGGGCAGCAGUGGAGGAGGCGGAGGCGGAGGUGUCAGAGCUGGAGACACAACUGGAGAAGGUGCUGAAGCUGGGGGGGGCCGUGCUGGAGGCUGGGCGGCAGCUGGUGGGGAGCAGCCGGGCGCUGGCGGUGGGGCUGCGUGAAAUGGGGGGGGCCCCCAGAAGGGACCCCCUGCUGAAGGAGGCGCUGGAGAAGCUCUGUGAUUCGCUGGAGCAGAUGAUGGACGGCCAUGAGGAGCUGCAGGACAGCACCGAGCGGGCGCUGCGACGGCACCUGCAUGGCCUGAUGGAGGGGUGCCGGGUGGUCCGGGGGUCCCGGCGGGAGCGGGGCCGGGCGGUGGAGGCUCUGGGGGCGGCACUGCAGCAUCACGCCGAGGUCCCCCGGCGCCGCCCCCACGAGGCACAGGAAGCGGCCGCGGCUAUGGGGGGGGCGAGGGGCGUGGCCAGGGCGCGGGGGCUGGACCACGUGAUGCAGCUCAAUGUGAUGCAGGACAAGCAGAAAACAGAAAUGCUGCAGUUUGCUCUCUCCCUGUUGGCCGCCCACGCCUCCUUCUUCUCCCACGGCCACACUGCAGCUGCUUCAUCCCAACCAUUCCGGACGAGCCUGGGAACACAGUUGGAGCAGAUGGAGUUGGAGGCGGCGCGGCGGCAUCGGGACCUGGAGCAGAGACACGCACUGCUGCUGCAGCAGGACCUGACACAGGAGGUGGUGGACGUGGCCAGUGGGGGGGCAGGGCCUGAUGCCCCCCCCAUGGAGGGCUAUCUGUACAAGAGGGCCAGCAACGCCUUCCGCACCUGGAGCCGGCGCUGGUUCUCCAUUCAGAGCAACCAAUUGGUGUACCACAAGCGGGCCCAGGACCCCCCCACGGUGGUGGUCCCAGACCUGCGGCUCUGCACCGUGAAGCCGUGUCCCGAAUUGGAGCGACGCUUCUGCUUCGAGGUGGUGUCCCCCAAUAAGAGCUGUGUGCUGCAGGCAGACUCAGCGGGGCAGCAGCGCGCGUGGGUCAGCGCCGUGCAGAGCAGCAUCGCCUCCGCCUUCAGCCAGGACCCCCCCCCCGGCCCUACAGGGCCUCCGGGGUCGACAUCGGGAUCUGGGGGUUCCCAUGGGGGUCGUGAGGUUUUGGGGCAGAUUUUGGGGUUGGAAGGGAACGGGAACUGCUGUGAGUGCAGCGCUCCGGACCCCGCCUGGGCCAGCGUCAACCUGGGCAUCACUCUGUGCAUUGAGUGCUCCGGGAUCCACCGGAGUCUGGGGGUUCACUUCUCCAAGGUGCGCUCGCUGACGUUGGACACGUGGGAACCCGAGCUGGUGAAGCUGAUGUGCGAAUUGGGGAACCGAACGCUGAACCGCAUCUAUGAGGCGCGGGUGGAGGAGAUGGGGGUGAAGAAACCCCACCCCGAAUGCUCGCGGGUGCAGCGCGAGGAUUGGAUCAGAGCCAAAUACGUGGAGAAGAAAUUCGUCACCCGCCUUCCGGGGGCGUGGCCUAAAAAGCCCCGCCCACCCCGCCACGUCUCCCGAGGAAGCCCCGCCCCCCGCGGCUCACAGGCGACAGAGCCCGAGCCGCCCCCCAGCCUCCACCCCGGGGCUCUCCUCUAUUGGGGGGCGCAGCACCGGCGUCUCCCAGCCAUGGCUGACGCUUUGGCCCACGGUGCAGACCCUGGUUGGGCCAAUGUGGCCGAAGAGCACCGCACGCCCCUCCUGCAGGCCGUGGCCGUGAAUUCACUGCUGGGCUGUGAGUUCCUGCUGCAGAAUGGUGCCAAUGUCAAUCAGAGGGACAGCCGUGGGAGGGGGCCGCUGCACCAUGCCACCAUGCUGGGGCACACCGGCCUGGUGUGCCUCUUCCUGAAGCGUGGUGCUGACAUUAAUGCUGUGGACGCGGAGGGGAAGGACGCCCUCACCAUUGCCAUGGAAUUGGCCAACGCCGAUAUCGUCACCCUGCUGCGGUUGGCCAAGAUGAGAGAGCUGGACGUGGCCCAGGGGCAGACCGGUGAUGACACCUACCUCGACAUCUUCCGUGACAUCUCCCUCAUGGCUUCUGACAACCCCGAGAAGCUCACCCGUGCCCCCUCAAAGCACUCCACCCUAUAGCUCUGCCUCCUUGAGGGUCAAGCCCCUCCCUCCAGGGGCAGGCCAUGCCCCCGUUUAUUAAUUGAAAUAAAGCAAUGGCCUUA